UCCCUUCCCCCCACACCAGACCUUCUCUGGCUUGCUGAGCUCACUGAGAUUGCUGCGGGUCUGGGUACCUGGGGGAGAAAUGGAGAAAGAGACGGGGGAUUCCCUGGCCGGAGCUGACCAACAGAGUAGGCAGUCAUGGCUGGAGAACGGGAUAUCUGAGUAAUGUUUGACCUCUGGAAACAUCUCUUACAGGACAGCCAGUCAAAAUUCACUAGGUAGGACAGCCAUCAGCUGGAAAGAACUGGAGCCUGGGGGCACCUGGCUGGAUAAGGCAUGGGGGAUCCAAGCCAGUCUCCUACUCCCUGGUUCCCCCAUAGCAGUCCCCCAACUCUGAGCACUCUCACUCUUCUGCUGCUCCUCUGUGGAUAUGCUCAUUCUCAGUGCAAGAUCCUACGCUGCAAUGCUGAGUAUGUAUCAUCCACCUUAAGCCUUAAAAGUGGGGGUUCACCAGGAGUACUCCGAGGAGACCGAGAUGGAGGGGUGGACUCCAGAGGUCUCUGUCGAGCCCUCCGCUCUUAUGCACUAUGCACUCGGCGCACAGCUCGCACCUGCCGCGGGGAUCUCGCCUUCCAUUCUGCAGUGCAUGGUAUAGAGGACCUGAUGAUUCAACACAACUGUUCCCGCCAGGGCCCCAUGGCCUCUCGCCCACCCCGGGGCCCAGCCCUUUCCAGUGGGGGGCCCGUCCACUCCUCCAGUCCUGCAGCCCCGGACCCCUGUGACUAUGAAGAUCGGUUUUCCCGGCUGCACGGUCAUCCCCCGGGCUUCUUACACUGCGCCUCCUUCGGGGACCCACAUGUGCGCAGCUUCCACCACCACUUUCACACGUGCCGUGUCCAAGGAGCUUGGCCCCUGCUGGAUAAUGACUUCCUUUUUGUCCAGGCCACCAGCUCCCCCGUGGCUUCGGGUGCCAACGCCACCACCACCCGGAAGCUCACCAUUAUAUUUAAAAAUAUGCAGGAAUGCAUUGAUCAGAAGGUCUACCAGGCUGAGGUGGACAAUCUUCCUGCAGCCUUUGAAGAUGGUUCUAUCAAUGGAGGUACCCGACCUGGGGGCUCAAGUUUGUCCAUUGGAACUGCUGAACCUGGGAGCCAUGUGGAGAUACAAGCUGCCUAUAUUGGUACAACAAUAAUUAUUCGGCAGACAGCUGGGCAGCUCUCCUUCUCCAUCAAGGUAGCAGAGGAUGUGGCCAGAGCCUUCUCAGCUGAGCAGGACUUACAGCUCUGUGUUGGAGGGUGCCCCCCAAGUCAGCGACUCUCUCACUCAGAGUGCAAUCAUCGGGGAGCUAUAACCAUUGACACUGCCAGACAGCUGUGCAAGGAAGGGCUGCCAGUUGAAGAUGCUUAUUUUCAUUCCUGUGUCUUUGAUGUUUUAAUCUCUGGUGACCCCAACUUUACUGUGGCAGCUCACGCUGCUCUGGAGGAUGCUCGAGCCUUCUUGCCAGACUUAGAAAAGCUGCAUCUCUUCCCUUCAGAUGCUGGGGUUCCACUUUCCUCAGCAACCCUUCCAGCUCCACUCCUCUCUGGGCUUUUUUUUCUGUGGCUUUGCAUUCAAUAACUAGAGCAGCAAGCCCUUGAUUGUUUUGAAAAUGAUUUGGGCAUAUAGAUUGGCAGGGAAGAACAUGAAGAGCUGCUGAAGGAAGCAGUGGGGACUGGGAGACACAUGAAACAAUGGCAUUUAUCCAGAAUCAGACACAGCUGCAGUUCAAAGGUGAAGUGAUUAUAGAAUAAGGAUUAUGGACUAGGUUUCUGCAUUUGAGACCUCUUUAAGGACUCCUCACCAGUUUCCUCAAUCCCAUUUAUAAUAAGUGAGUUGUUUCAGUCCAUCUACUCCUGAGAUCACCCCUACAAGCUUAGAGGUUAUAGUAGUCCUGAUGAUCAAUAGAAAACUGAAGGAUUGGAACUUUUAAGAGGACAGAACUGAAAGAGAAAGACACGAUCAUUACCCAUAUACUCAAUGAUUUUCCAAUCAUUUUCACUUAGAAGGUGGAAAGGAAAAAAUGAUUAGGGAAAAGAGUCUAUUGGAUGAAUAUAUAUGUGAGUAAGGUGUGUACUGCUUUUUUUUUUUGGUUCAGAAAUGAAGUAGAAGUUGUCUAGAUCUUAGGUGAAAUGAAUCUCUGCCUUUAGAGAAUGGCAUAGAUAGUAAAGAAACUCUCAUCCUUACCCCUAACUAAACUGCUAUUAAAGCUAUGAAUUAAUCA
Molecule: messenger RNA, 2197 nt
Organism: Artibeus jamaicensis (Jamaican fruit-eating bat)
Lineage: Eukaryota; Metazoa; Chordata; Mammalia; Chiroptera; Phyllostomidae
Gene: HJV
Product: hemojuvelin BMP co-receptor
Exons: 4
Coding region: 274-1554 (426 amino acids)
Biological process (GO): BMP signaling pathway
Cellular component (GO): plasma membrane
Molecular function (GO): coreceptor activity
Source: RefSeq, a predicted model, not a curated record